Messenger RNA from Sinocyclocheilus rhinocerous, 1357 nucleotides. Its product is annotated as transmembrane protein 179B-like. The transcript has 5 exons. The record is from RefSeq and is a predicted model, not a curated record. Bases 7 to 681 code for a protein of 224 amino acids. Lineage: Eukaryota; Metazoa; Chordata; Actinopteri; Cypriniformes; Cyprinidae.
GAGAGCAUGUUCAUGAUGGGACUACCAUGGCUGCUAGUUUUGGAGCUUGUCCUUUACGCUGGGUGUUUCAUCUGUGGGGUGAUAGCUGCCGCCUGGAUGACACUCACUCAGGGCCACUUUGAUGGACGGUGCAUCCUCUAUGGAAGUGUUCAUUAUAAUGCAUCUGGCCAGGCUUUGACUGUGGAAGGCUCCAGUUCUCCUUCAGUGUGCUAUUUCGUGUCAGCCAUCUCUGUGUGCAUGGCUAUUUACUGCUUUUCCCUUAUUCUUUACUGGAUCUAUGCCAGCUGUGUAGAUGAGGAUGUGAGAAGGGGGACUGUUUCUCUCAACACUUCUCUGGGAGUCUGUGGUCUUCUUCUGUUUUUUCUCAUGGUAUCAGGAUGUAUUCUCAAGAUCGGUCGGGACAGCCUGUGUUUCUCUGUCCUUCACAACACUCCCUCUAUUACCAGUUGUGAAGAUGCAGAGAAUAAAACUUGGGCCCAUCCAUACACCGGAAAUCGGUUCUACACAGGACUGUACAGUACUGAGAGAUCUAUGUGGGUAAGCUUCUUCUUCUGGGUGUUAAUAACGGCUGUGGUGGUCAUACAGAGACGCCAGAGCUCAAGGUUGAAGGUUUGGGGUGAUGAUGAAUGGAGCCGUGCUGAGACAGAGCCCUUCCUCCAUCGCCCGUCCCGCCAGAGAUAAAUCAGCAGAGGCCACUAUUACAUGAGCUUAGAUGCAAUGUUUAGUGUAUACACUUAGAUGGGACCACAAGCAGUUAUGAAAUACCUAAAAAUAUUUUCAUUGCAACAUUUGAAUUUUUAUUUAAUUAUUCACAUAAACAGUUCUUUGAUGUUUGAUAGCUACAAUAAUAUACACAAAGUUUUGAUAUAUGUCCAGAGAGACAAUAAACAUGUCUUAGACCAUGUCUUUGGACAUAUAGAAAAAUACACCAGGAUAAAUUCAUAAUGGCUAAUAUACAGUCUUUAUAAUUCUUUACAAAUGUGUGCUGUGGAUUGUUUAGAGGAUUAAAAGAAAUCUACGCCAAUAACUGAUGGUACGAAUAUAACAUUUAGAGUUGAAGUGUGUAAAUUCUGCCCUACUACCUGAAGAAAUCAUGAUGGUUUUCAAAAAGGUUUGCCAAACACUCCCCCCAUCAGCCAUUGGUUGAGCAAACAGAUAGUCCCGCCCCAAACUCACACUAUUGGUUGAGUGAUUGUUGUUGUUUCAAGAUUAGAUUUUAAUUUAAAAAAAAAAAGAAAUUCCACAUCACAUUUCCACAUCACACUAGCAGACCACUAUUUUUUACUGUCAAUGCCAAUUUCAUUGAAUUUAAGUGGUAAGCUAUUUCCCCCACUGUGUUUUAGAGCUGCUUACUUAG